Eleginops maclovinus (Patagonian blennie) is the source of this 4738-nucleotide messenger RNA. RefSeq names its product protein FAM83B-like. The transcript is spliced from 5 exons. Gene Ontology annotation, biological process: signal transduction. Gene Ontology annotation, molecular function: protein kinase binding. Lineage: Eukaryota; Metazoa; Chordata; Actinopteri; Perciformes; Eleginopidae. The coding region runs from base 283 to 3219 and encodes 978 amino acids. Gene Ontology annotation, cellular component: membrane; cytoplasm. The record is from RefSeq and is a predicted model, not a curated record.
CACACACACACACACACACACACACACACACACACACACACACACACACACACACACACACACACACACACACACACACACACACACACACACUUAACUUUGUUCCCUUCUAAGCUGUUGGAGGACUCUGCACAGGAUUUAUUUUACCGGUCAUGAAGUAAGUCUGUUUAUCUUUUUCUUUCAAAAGUUGAAGGAUAUCCGACUGUCAACACAUGUCUUGAACUGUUUACCCGCUUAUGGUAAAGAGAGGCCUGGUGUGCAUGCGGAGGGGAUUUCUCGACCAUGGAGUCCAAUCUGUCCGGCCUGUCUUCCCUGAAAGAGGAAUACGACCUGCUCUACAUCCAGCCACAUUACAAGGAGACUUACCGCCUGGCCAUCUACGCCCUGCUGUGCGGGGGCCAGGAGGCCUACGAUGAGUUCCUCAGGGUGGAGCAGAUCAGCCACUUCCUGUCGGAGGAGGAGAUCCAGUUCAUUUUGGAGCACGCAGAGUUACCGGUGGUGGAGGACGACAACCCCUCCUCCUCGCAGGGGACGAAGGCCACGGAUGAAGCCAGACCCUCCACCUACUUCCCCACAGAGUCCGAUGAAGAAGUGCCGGAACUGGACCUGGGCUGGCCCGAGGUCCCUCUGGAGGGAGCGGAGACCUCCAUCAGCCUGCUGUUCAACCCGCCUAGGCUGAACACCCCCACCAUCAAAGAGGUGGUGCGCAAACAGAUCCAGGAGGCCCAGCUGUGUAUUGCCAUAGCGAUGGACGUGUUCACUGACGUGGAUAUUUUCAAAGAGAUCAUCACGGCCACGCUGAGAGGAGUGGUGGUUUACAUCCUGCUGGAUCAGUCUCAGAUCAGGAGCUUCCUCAACAUGUCGCACAGGGUGGGCAUCAACAUCCACGACCUCAAGAAGCUCCGUGUUCGGACGGUUCCAGGACUUCUGUAUCAGUGCCGGUCCGGGGUGAAGUUCAGUGGAGAUCUGGAGCAAAGGUUUAUUCUGGUGGACAAUCGAACAGCGUUGUUUGGAACGUACAGCUACACAUGGGCGUUUGAGAAGAUCAACCACAGCAUGGUCCUGGUGAUCACCGGUCAGCUGGUUGGCUCUUAUGACGAGGAGUUUAGACGGCUAUACGCCCGCUCCACAGUCCCUGCAGUCCUCUCCAAGGAAAAGUCUUCUGUCCAGCCCCUGAAAGAAGGUGUGAGCCUGCAGAGGCCGAACGGCAGCCAGCUUUCCCUCCACCAAAUCCACAUGAGACCCAAAGUGAUGCACGGCAUGAGGAGCGCUCAGGAUGGAUUUAACAAUGGCGCCAUGACGAGGGUCCUGAGCGUUCAGGAGAGGCUGAAUCAAACUCACUGUUUCGACAUGGGGAACCUGGUGCGUGGACACAGCUAUGGCGGAGAGCUGCAGAAGUUAAACUCCUCGGGCCGACUGAGGAUGGGGACUAAAGACAUCGGACUCCCGGUUACCCCCAAUAAAACAGCUCAGAACCUGCUACAAAACAGGUUGUCUCAACAUCACAUUAGACACCGGACUCGCUACGGAGCGGACCAAAAUCUGAUACCAUUCAACUCUGAAACAUCCCUCCACAGGUGGAAGAUGGACGCAUACUUUAACGACAGCGACGGGCCUAAAGAUGAUGCAUUAUCCCCACUGUCAUCUCCGUAUAACAGCUACACAGGCUUAAAUGAGCAGCAAUCACAGAUGAUCCACGUCAGAUCAAGGGACAUUAGGAACAGGAUGGAGGAAAUGAGGCAGAAGAGACUCAGUAUGCAGGAGUAUGGCAACCUCAGGCAGAGCCAAGAGUCCUUGAGGUCUUUGUACCAGGCUGUGGAAAGACCAAAGUAUUUGUCUUCAUUAAGAAGUCUGGACAUGAGGCAGAGUAUCCCAGAAUUCGAGCCAAUUGUGCAAAAUGGGGUCAGUGACAAACCAACCAAUCACAAUGACAGCGAGCCAAAUAAGGAAGGCGACAAAACAGAGCAACCUCUCACUGAGGACCAACGUUCGGCCUCUAACUACGAUGUCAUGAUGACUCCAGAUCGAAAAACAACACCGAAAUAUGACUGGCACGAACCUCUCUCCAGGACAACUUCAGCUGCUGAGUUAGAGAUACAACUAAACGAUCCAUCGCUCAAACUCUCCCACUUGCAGCCCAGCGGUCUCCAACACCCGCGAGCAAUGGAGGCUUUGACGGAGAUCCCUGAGGAGAAAGAGGGUUCACGUGUCAACAGUUCAGACUCAGCCGCAUUCAAAGAAGGAAAUGAGGAGAUAGGCAAAGACGAGAAAGCUCUUCCAAAGCAGAACUCUGUGAAAUCCAGCGUUCCUGCAGAACCAAAGCACCAGGAUCAAACCAGAGUCAAACCUGCUUCUGUAGGUAAGGCUGCAGAACCGAAGCACCAGGAUCAAACCAAAGUCAAACCUGCUUCUGUAGGUAAGGCUGCAGAACCAAAGCACCAGGAUCAAACCAGACUCAACCCUGGUUCUGUAGGUAAGGUGUCCAACAGCUCAAGCGCAGUCGCUCCAAAAGAAAGAGAGAAAUCAAUUUCCAAAGAUGAACCAUCUGUACCAAAGAGCACUUCCCCAGGAUCUCAGCAUGCAGGUGAAGCUAGGAGUAGUCAAGUGGACAAAAAGCAAACACAGCCCGAGGAACCACCCCUCCAAAGGAUGAAUUCCUUGAGAAUGAAAGUACAUUCGCUGCUUACGAGUGACGAAAAGAAAUCAUCCAAGAAAGAAGAGAAGUCGCUGCGAAGAAAGGAAUCGCUGAGAACGCAGAACCCGUCAAACCAACCCCUCAAAGCAGACCACUCACAGGCGGCAGAGCAACCGACAACAAAGAAAGGUCAUUCUACGAGCGUCUCCCGGUCGCACAGCUCUCUCGCUGCUCCAACAGACACAGAGAAGCAUAAAUCUGGAUUCCAGAGAUUAUCUCCACAGCGUUCCAGUAAGAAGAAGACGAACCCUGCAGGAGAGCAGGAUCGAGGAUCGAAGAGCACUCUGAACGACGAGGAAGGGAUGCCCGCUCGAAGCCGGAGAGACCAAGUCUACAGCCGAUACGAACUAUUGUUCAACCCGGAAAGUAAUCAUCUGGACAAAUCAACAAGGGUCCCGAGCAUGUAUCCCUCAGAGAAAGACAGAAGCUCGUCUCUUAGCAGGCAGGACCCACAGAGUGGCUCGGAGAACAAACUGGGGAGGUUCAUGCAACGGGUCGGAAAUUUGAUAGGCAAGAACAAGUAGAGUAAGAAACGACGCAAUGCUCAGGAAGGAAGGCAGUAUUAGUGCAUAAUCCAUGGAUGUGUCCGAAGUUAUUCACUGCAAGUUUGUUUAUAUUCCAACAACAAAGCAACUACACCCAGAACAGUGUUGUGUCAGGUAACUGUUUGAUUCAAUAAGUGGCAGCGACAGACAGAAAGGUCUUCAGCCUCGAUUUAAAAAAAAAGUGUUGCAGCAAACUGUUUUCUCUACCCCGCUCACUACUCCUUACUAAGGAGUUCUAUGUAGAGGUAUAAAUAGUGACCUCAUCUGCAUAAAAUGAUUUUUAAAGGUGCCAAUUCGGGUCAUUUAUCUGAACCAUUAAUAAUGGCAUCCCUUUCUGACAGAAGAUGCAAAAAACUGAACUUGUGCUAGAGCAGCGUCUGCUGGGGGACCGUCUAUAUUACCAUCCAUUAAAUAGGGUGUAAUAAUUUCCGACAGCACUACAGAUUGGCAAGUCUCUACAGCAGAGUAGUGGUGAGUGAUUUUGGACACAGCCCAUGUAUUGUUCAUUGCUUUAUCUGGCCUCCCAGCAGGGACAGAGUUGGGUGGUUGCCACUGCAGUGUUCUUUUGUUGGAUAAUGUGUCUUAGAUCUUAUCAGGGCACAUAUUAACCACCGUUUCCAAAACACAAGAGGCCUCUCAACAGGUGUCUGUGUCCUUUAUUUUGCAAGUUUACUUAAGGACAGGUGUGGUGUGAGUAUUGUGUAUGUGUGUCCGGCCUGAUACUGUAUGUCUCUUUGCCAUAGAGCUACAGACAUGAACACACUCUCAAUUCCACACACACCAUCCUGAUGCCACGCAUGUAUAUUAAUCCACCGCUGAAAAUAGUCCCCAACAAAUGCACUGUUUCAUAAUUACUGUUUUGGGAAGAAAAUCAUCUCUUAAGCAUUGAAAGACGGACUAAUGGGAUGUUGUAUAGCAAACCUUGUAUUUUCUCUUGGUCUCAUUUGUCAAUUAAAAUUCUUUUGAAAGGGCUUCAUGUUGUACAUUGAUGAUGAUUUUUGAAAUGAUAUGCAUGUUUGUAAUACUGAGUAAUCCAGAUGUGUAACAAAACUAAACCUACAGUGAAACAGUGUUUAACUAAGGGGAAAUAUAUCAUUUAAACCAAGACUUCGGUGGGAAUCAUGAGGUAUCUCUUUCUAAGAAAUUAUCAAAGUCUCGGUUACCGUUUCAUUCAUUUUCAAACACCACUGGGAACAGGGUUUUUUUAGUCCACUCGAAAACUGAUCAGAGUGAAAUCUGUUGAGUAAAUACGACAUCGCAUAUUUUAUUGUUACUUUUUAAUGCAGGUAGCAGCACAAGCAUUAUUUUUACGAGACUUGAAGCUGAAUUAAACUGAAAUAAUCAGGAAGGAUUGGUUACAAUACAAUUGUUUUUUUUAAAGUGUUUUCUGUAAAUUGGGUAAACUGACUCUUUUGUGUUGUGUUGUAGAUUGUACCUUCAUGUAUUUAUGUCUGUAAAAUACACUGUAAAUAAAAGAAUACAACGUGAAAAAACCUUA